Messenger RNA from Humulus lupulus (European hop), 435 nucleotides. RefSeq lists its product as uncharacterized. Lineage: Eukaryota; Viridiplantae; Streptophyta; Magnoliopsida; Rosales; Cannabaceae. The record is from RefSeq and is a predicted model, not a curated record. The annotation marks the transcript as partial. The transcript has 5 exons.
AGCAGAAGUAGCACUAGCCGUAGUAGUAGUAGCAGCAGCAGCAGUAGUAGUAGUAGUAGUGAGCAGAAUAGGAGUAGGAGAAGUAGUAGUAGCCGUAGUAGUAGUAGCAGCAGCAGUAGUAGUAGUAGUAGUAGUAGUAGUAGCAGUAGUAGUAGUAGAAGUAGCAGCAGAAGUAGUAGUAGGAGUAGCAUAAGUAGUAGGAGUAACAGCAGCAAUAGUAGUAGCAGUAGCAGAAGUAGCAGUAGUAGUAACAGUAGUAGUAGUAGUAGUAACAUUAGCAAUAAUCGUAGCAGUAGCAGUAGCUGCAAUAUAAGCAACAGUAGCAGCAACACAGUAGCAGCAGCAACAGUAGAAGGAGCAGCAGAAGAAGAAGCAUCAGCAAUAGAAGAAGCAGCAGAAGCAGCAGCAGUAGCAAUUGCAAUUGCUAGAUAUUGA